This is a messenger RNA of Hylaeus volcanicus, 8588 nucleotides long. It is a transcript of the gene Tor, whose product is annotated as serine/threonine-protein kinase mTOR. Gene Ontology annotation, molecular function: protein binding; protein-containing complex binding; protein serine/threonine kinase activity. Gene Ontology annotation, cellular component: TORC2 complex; nucleus; TORC1 complex. The record is from RefSeq and is a predicted model, not a curated record. The coding region runs from base 760 to 8091 and encodes 2443 amino acids. The transcript has 7 exons. Gene Ontology annotation, biological process: negative regulation of macroautophagy; protein phosphorylation; TOR signaling. Lineage: Eukaryota; Metazoa; Arthropoda; Insecta; Hymenoptera; Colletidae.
AUUUUUUAUAAAUGCAUACUUAACACAAUUCUUUGUUUUAUAAUAUUGCAUUAUAUCAGUUAAUAUGUUAAGUUUAUCAUUUUUAUAACUAGUUAUUUAAUGCAGCAGUAAUUAUCGACUUCUUUUGUUGGUGACGCCAUCUAGCACAAACGGUGAGAAAUAUUCUUCACUACAAACUUGGGCGUUUUCCCAGCGAUGGCGUCACAGGUACAAAAAACCGCUCAUAAAGCGGCUCAGUGAGCGGUGACUUUUCUGCAUGCUCCCACUGUACUAUCGUCGCGACCAUAAUCGCUUCAAAUAAACGAAUCAAAGCAGAGAAUCUAAGAGAAUCACUAAAACUGAACAGUUGCGUCUCUGCUGAAUGCACUUAAUGAUGAGGUUAUAAACUUUAAAUCAACAUUCGAAGGACUCAUCUUAGUUUUUUUGUAUUUACUCCAAAUCGUCAGAAUCGAUGACAACGGAUUAAUUCGGACGUUUGUGUGUGCAUUUACACAGGCACACACGCACACCCAGAACAGGACACGAACUCGUUUGACCUGUAAAUAGCGAAUGUAUCAAAACAUGAAGAGUAUGUGACAGACAUCGAUUCAUAAUAAUGUAACUGAAGGCACAUCGAAGCUAUAUUCUGUAAAAAAACUAAAACAGUAAUGACAAUCGUGAAAAUGUUGUACUAUAGUACGAAGUUCGUGUAAUGUCAAAUAGAUGUUACAAAAGAAAUCUUUACAACUGUAAAAUUGACUCUGUGGUGAAUUCUUCAAAAUGUCGAGCAUACUUGUGCAGCAGUUUGUCCAAAGACUUAAAUCUAGAAAUGAAGAGGUACGUAACAAAGCUGCGAGAGACCUGUGCCUAUACGUUAAGACAGAGCUGCGGGAAGCAUCACAGGAAGAAAUUACAGCUUUUAUGGAUGAAUUUAAUCACCAUAUAUUUGAAAUGGUAUCUGGAUCAGAUGUAAGCGAGAAAAAGGGAGGAAUAUUAGCCAUAGUAUGCCUUAUCGGAGCUGAUGUAGGCAACAUUAACACCCGGACUAUAAGAUUUGCGAAUUACUUAAGGAAUUUAUUACCCUCGAACGAUGUGGGUGUUAUGGAACUAGCUGCUAAAACUGUUGGAAAGUUAGCGCUAGUUUCGGGGACUUAUACUGCAGAAUAUGUAGAGUUCGAGGUGAAGCGUGCCUUUGAAUGGCUCGGCGGAGAUAGGCACGAGGGUAAGAGACAUGCCGCUGUUCUUGUUUUAAAAGAACUCGCAGUGUCCAUGCCAACAUAUUUUUUUCAACAAGUAACACCAUUCUUUGAACUUAUAUUUAAUGCUAUACGUGAUUCAAAGUCUGUGAUAAGAGAAGGUGCUGUAGAAGCAUUACGGGCUGCUUUAGUUGUUACCGCGCAGAGAGAAACGGCAAAACAAAUGCACAAGUCCCAAUGGUACAAACAGUGCUAUGAUGAAAUCGUAGCAGGUUUCGAGGAAGUUAAUACGAGAGAAAGAGGAGUUAACAGAGACGACAGAAUACAUGGUUCAUUGUUAAUAUUAAACGAAUUACUUAGAUGUAGUAAUGUUCAAUGGGAAAGGAAUUACGAAGCCUUAAUGGAACGAUUAAAUUGUUCGUCGCAACAGAACGAGAACGACAUACUGUCGUUAAUGCCACGAUUAAAAACGACGAUAGUAUCCAAAUGGUCUAGCUCUUCUCAAAAUUCUUCUAAUUCUCAUCAAACAUUGUAUCCAACGCACGAAUCUGCAGUUUGCCGUUGUUUGAUGCAAGAGAGAUUAGACGAUAUCUACAACGACGUAAUGAAUCAGAGAAUGUCUAGAAAUCCACACAUCCAGCAUGCUCUCAUGAUGUUAUUACCAAGACUUGCAGCCUUCAAUAAAGAAAAAUUCACAAAAGAUCACUUAAGAGAAUCAUUGGCAUAUCUUUUGAUGACGUUACGUAGUAGGGAAAAGGAUAGGUAUGCCGCAUUUACUACAAUUGGAUUUAUAGCAGUUGCAGUAGAGGAUUCGAUUAAUCCAUAUCUUCCCAAAAUCAUGGAAAUGAUUAAAAGUUUACUACCAUCUAAAGAAACAUCUACUAAGAAACGCAGUAUUUCCUUGGAACCUGCAGUAUUUGUUUGUAUAACUCUACUGGGACAUGCGGUAAAACAUGUUAUAACCGCGGAUGUGAGAGAUAUAUUAGAAUCUAUGUUAACAACUGGAUUAAGUCCGAUUCUUACAACUUCUCUUAGAGAAUUAGCUCAUAGCGUUCCAAUGUUGAAACCAGAUAUAUCUCAAGGACUUUUAAGAAUGUUAUCUCAAGUUUUGAUGCAAAAGCCUUUAAGACACCCUGGCGCACCAUGGACGGCAACCAGUCCAAUUUCUGCACCACCUACAGAGGUGGACAUUCCAUCCACGGUUCUAGCAUUGAAGACCCUUGGAACAUUUAAUUUCGAUGGUAAUCCGCUUCUGCAAUUUGUAAAACGGUGUGCAGAUCAUUUCCUUACGUUCGAACAGGCAGAGGUUCGGUUAGAAGCUGUAAGAACGUGUUCGAGAUUAUUACGAUUGGCGUUGAAUCAACCAGGACGCACUGUAACUAAUACCGUCUCCACCGUUUUGGGCAAAUUGGUUGUCGUAGGUAUCACAGACACAGAUCCCGAUGUGAGACUUUGGGUUUUAGCUUCCUUGGACGACUCUUUUGAUAUUCAUCUAGCGCAAGCAGAAAACCUUUCCGCGUUAUUCAUCGCGAUGAACGACGAAAUGUUUGAAAUAAGAGAAUUAGCGAUUCGCACAAUUGGACGAUUGAGUACGAUGAAUCCAGCUUAUGUGAUGCCUUCUCUGCGUAAAACGCUCAUACAAUUUUUAAUGGAACUGGAACAUUCGGGUAUGGGUCGCAACAAAGAGCAAGCUGCUCGUAUGUUGGAUCACUUGGUCGUAAGCGCACCGAGACUCAUAAGGCCGUACAUGGAACCGAUCUUGAAAGUUCUCGUUCCAAAGCUAAAGGAACACGAAUCGAAUCCUGGUGUCAUUUUAGCCAUACUGCGCGCUAUCGGGGAUCUAGCAGAAGUUAACGGUGCUGAAAUGCAACAAUGGAUGCCCGAACUUUUAUCUAUACUGCUCGAAAUGCUGGUCGAUGCCAGUUCUCCGGAGAAAAGAGGAGUUGCUUUAUGGGUUCUCGGACAACUAGUCGGGAGUACGGGACACGUUGUAAAGCCGUACAUGCAAUAUCCUUCGUUACUAGACGUAUUGAUAAAUUUUUUGAAAACAGAACAACAACCUAUUAUUCGGAGGGAAACUAUAAGAGUGCUUGGAUUGUUAGGUGCUUUAGACCCUUACAAACAUAAGAUGAAUCUUGGUCAAAUAGAUUCGCAGCUGGAUACUCUCACAUCUAUGGCUGAUACGAAGAGCGAUACCGAAAAUACCCAAGACUUGACAACUAGCGAGAUGUUAGUGAACAUGUCUUCGUCUACUUUAGAAGAAUAUUAUCCAGCGAUAGCCAUAGCAACGCUUAUGAGGAUCAUUCGCGAUCCAACGUUAUCGCAACAUCAUACCAUGGUAGUUCAAGCGGUAACUUUUAUAUUUAAAAGUUUAGGAAUUAAAUGCGUGCCAUACAUUUCUCAAGUGAUGCCAAGUUUCCUCAAUGUAGUACGUAUGGCUGAUGUUACUUUUCGCGAAUAUCUGUUUCAACAGCUGGCUAUCCUUAUCGCCAUUGUGAAGCAGCAUAUCAGAAAUUAUUUGGACGAUAUAUUCAAUUUGAUCAAAGAAUUUUGGACCGUGAACAGUCCAUUACAAAAUACCCUGAUACUUUUAGUCGAACACAUCGCUGUCGCACUGGGUGCAGAAUUUAAAAUUUAUUUACCACAAUUAAUGCCGCAAAUAUUAAGAGUCCUAACGCACGACACAAGUAAGGAUAGAUCAGUAACUGUGAAACUUCUUCAAGCGCUUCAGAAAUUUGGGAAUAACUUGGACAAUUAUCUUCAUCUCGUGCUACCACCAAUUGUGAAAUUAUUUCAUGCCACGGAUUGUCCUAUAGCAGUCAAUAAAGUGGCUUUAGAAACUGUUGAUCAUCUGGCUGAUACGCUAGACUUCACAGAUUUUGCAUCCAGAAUCGUACAUCCUUUGGUGCGAACUCUAGAUCAAUGUCCAGAGUUACGUAGCACAGCAAUGGACACGUUAUGCGCGCUAAUAAUUCAACUAGGGAAAAAGUAUCAGAUCUUUAUUUCGUUAGUACAAAAAAUUAUGACGAAACAUAAGAUUAUUAAUGCGCGUUACGACGUUCUAAUCGAUAAAAUUUUGACAGAAACUACCGUGGCUGAUGGGGAAGAUUUCUUAUUAAUGAGACACCGGCAUUCAAGAAAUAAAAAUCGUGAUAUGCCUGUAACGUCGUCGGACACAACUACGAUUAAAAGAUUGCACGUAUCUGCUUCGAAUCUUCAAAAAGCAUGGACAGCGACGAGGAGAGUUUCAAAGGAUGAUUGGCUGGAAUGGCUGAGGAGUUUGUCGAUUGGUUUACUCAAGGAAUCACCGUCGCCAGCGUUAAGAUCUUGCUGGGCCCUUGCACAGACUUAUUCCCAGUUACCUAGAGAUUUAUUCAACGCAGCGUUCGUUUCUUGCUGGACCGAGCUGAAUGAUACAUACAAAGCGGAACUUAUACAAACUUUGCAACAAGCGCUGAUGGUUCCUGACCUUCCAGAGAUAACUCAGACAAUUUUAAACCUAGCAGAGUUUAUGGAACAUUGCGACAAGGGACCGUUGCCGUUGGACAAUAAGAUAUUAGGCGAACGAGCAAUGCACUGCAGAGCUUACGCGAAAGCUCUCCAUUAUAAAGAAGAUGAAUUUCAUAAAAGCAGGAAUAGUAACGUCUUCGAAUCUUUGAUUUCUAUUAACAACAAACUUCAGCAAAAAGAAGCUGCCGAAGGUCUGUUAGAGUACGUUAUGAAUCAGAACAAUCAACAAGAUCUAAAAGUGCAAGUUCGGUGGUAUGAGAAACUGCAUAAUUGGGAUAAAGCGUUGCAACUGUACAGAGAAAGAUUGGAAAGUGAUCCCAACGAUGUGGAAUCUACUCUGGGCGAGAUGCGUUGCUUGGAAGCGCUUGGGGAAUGGGGACAGUUACACGAUGUCGCCACCAAACAGUGGUCAGAUCAAAGCGUUGAAACAAAACAAAGAAUGUCUAGAAUGGCAGCAGCUGCGGCAUGGGGUUUAAGUCAAUGGGAAAGCAUGGAAAAAUACGUCUCGUUAAUACCGAAAGAUACACAGGACGGUGCCUUCUAUCGAGCUGUUUUGGCAAUUCACGAUGAACAGUACAAUGUUGCUCAUCAGCUCAUCGACAGUGCUAGAGAUUUGCUGGACACAGAAUUAACCGCUAUGGCGGGUGAAAGUUAUCAGAGAGCUUACAAUGCCAUGGUAGAGGUUCAAAAGCUGGCAGAAUUAGAAGAAGUGAUACAAUUUAAGCUGGUCCCAGAAAGAAGAUCGACUAUUAAAUCUAUGUGGUGGGAGAGGCUUCAGGGUGGGCAAAGAAUAGUCGAAGAUUGGCAAAAGAUCAUACAGGUCCAUACAUUAGUGGUUUCACCUCAGGACGAUAUGUACACGUGGCUGAAGUAUGCGAGUCUCUGCAGAAAGAACGGUAGCUUGAUGUUAUGUCACAAAACGUUAGUUAUGUUACUUGGAUCGGAUCCAUCGUUGACUCCUGAUCAACCUUUAUCAACCACUCAUCCACAAGUAACGUUUGCUUACUGCAAACAUAUGUGGGUCGCCAAUAAACGGGAAGAGGCAUACAGUCAACUCCAAAAAUUUGUACAAACAUCUUUGCAACCAACUACUGUAUCAGCGGUGAAUCAGGAAGAUGAGAAACAACAAGAAGCAAGGAAAAGGUUGCUAGCCAGGUGUUAUUUGAAGCUUGGAGAAUGGUUAGAAGCCCUGCAGGGUAUAAACGAACAUUCUAUACCAGCAGUGUUAUCUUAUUAUGCCGCAGCUACGGAACACGAUCCAACUUGGUACAAAGCAUGGCACGCCUUCGCGUAUACUAACUUUGAAACUGUUUUAUUUUAUAAGCACCAGCAGGGCGAUUCGAACGUCGAAUGUACUUCAGGCAAUGGAACGCGUAGCAAUCUCUCUAGUUCGCAAUAUAUAUCCAAAUUCACUGUGCCAGCAGUAGAAGGAUUUUUUAGGUCCAUUAAUCUGUCUCACGGUAAUUCGUUGCAAGAUACUCUUCGUUUACUAACAUUGUGGUUCGAUUAUGGUCAAUGGCCAGAAGUGUACGAGGCUAUCGUCGAAGGCAUCCGAUUGAUCGAAAUUAAUACUUGGCUGCAAGUGAUUCCUCAACUUAUAGCAAGGAUAGAUACGCCUAGAGCUUUGGUUGGUCGAUGUAUUCAUCAUCUCUUAAUAGAUAUUGGAAAAACGCAUCCCCAGGCUUUAGUGUACCCUUUGACCGUGGCAUCGAAGAGUGCUAGCCAUGCUAGGAAAACGGCUGCGAACAAAAUCCUUAAGAGUAUGUGCGAACACAGCCCAACUCUGGUACAACAAGCAAUGAUGGCCAGCGAUGAAUUGAUCAGAGUCGCGAUUCUUUGGCACGAACUCUGGCAUGAAGGACUAGAAGAAGCCAGUAGAUUGUACUUUGGAGAAAGAAAUGUCCAAGGAAUGUUUGAUACAUUGGAACCUCUACACGCUAUGCUAGAGAGAGGUCCGCAAACUUUGAAAGAAACAUCGUUCAACCAAGCUUAUGGGAGAGAUUUAAUGGAAGCACAAGAAUGGUGUCAUAGAUACAAACAAUCGUGUAACGUCCGAGAUUUAAAUCAAGCCUGGGAUUUAUAUUAUCAUGUCUUUAGGAGGAUAUCGCGGCAGUUGCCACAGUUGACUAGUUUAGAACUUCAAUACGUCAGCCCAAAGUUACUCCUUUGCAGGGAUUUGGAACUAGCUGUACCAGGAAGUUACAGUCCUGGACAGCCAAUAGUUAGAAUAGCGAGUAUACAUAGUUCUAUGCAAGUAAUAACGAGUAAACAACGACCACGAAAAUUGUGUAUAAAAGGUAGUAAUGGUAAAGAUUACAUGUUCCUCUUGAAAGGACACGAAGAUCUCAGACAAGAUGAACGUGUAAUGCAAUUAUUUGGUCUAGUCAACACUCUUCUAUUGCACGAUCCAGAUACGUUUAGAAGAAAUCUUACUAUUCAAAGAUACGCUGUAAUUCCAUUGUCUACAAAUAGUGGUUUGAUCGGUUGGGUCCCGCAUUGUGAUACAUUGCACACAUUAAUUAGAGAUUAUAGAGAAAAGAAGAAAAUAUUACUCAACAUAGAACAUAAGAUUAUGUUACGAAUGGCACCAGGUUACGACCACCUUAUGCUUAUGCAAAAGGUUGAAGUAUUUGAACACGCAGUCGAGCAUACGCAUGGUGACGAUUUGUCACGGCUUCUUUGGUUAAAGUCACCGUCAAGCGAAGUGUGGUUUGAUCGUAGGACGAACUAUACGCGUUCCCUUGCCGUAAUGUCUAUGGUAGGGUACAUUCUGGGCCUUGGAGAUCGACAUCCAUCAAAUUUGAUGUUGGACCGUUUAAGCGGAAAAAUACUACACAUUGACUUCGGGGACUGCUUUGAAGUGGCUAUGACUCGUGAGAAAUUCCCAGAAAAAAUACCAUUCCGGUUAACUCGAAUGUUGAUCAACGCGAUGGAAGUAACAGGAAUCGAGGGCACGUACAGAAGAACUUGCGAAUCGGUAAUGUCGGUGUUGCACCGUAACAAAGACAGUUUAAUGGCGGUGUUGGAGGCAUUCGUUUACGAUCCUCUUUUGAACUGGAGAUUAAUGGACAAUGCCACGCCAAAAAGUAAAAGAUCCGAUGCUCAAGGGAUGAGUGCCAGCAGUAAUCAAGAGCAUAGCGAUACAUUGGAUUCUCUUACCGCCACAUUACCAAAAAAAGGAGUACCAUGUAGCGUAGAAAAUGGAGCAGGUGACACUAAUCAACCGGAAGCAUUGAAUAAAAAAGCUCUUGCUAUCAUAACAAGAGUGAGGGACAAGCUAACCGGACGUGAUUUCUCUCACGAGGAAUCGCUGAGCGUUCAACGUCAGGUUGACCUUCUAAUUCAGCAAGCUACUAAUAAUGAAAACUUAUGCCAAUGUUAUAUUGGAUGGUGUCCUUUCUGGUAAACCGAACUUUUCCAUGAAGAUUUUGAACGUGUACGAACUAUAUGCAGUCUUGUUCCUGUCUUUGCAUUUUUAUUGCUAAGAAAUAAUUAUACCCAAUAUCACAAUAUUCUAGCACUAUUGUACAUAUAUAAACUGUAUUAUUAUAUUGAUUGUAUAUAAACUCGUGUUACUUUUGCUUUUCGGGCAUAAUGUAUAGUAGAAAACAACGCAAUUUAGAAACUGCAUGAUAAUCAAUUACAGUCAUAGGUUAGUUUUUCUUUACGCGGACACGAAAAAACUGCUCAGGAAAAUAAAAAUACUGUAACGAUAAUUUUCUGUUCGGAAUUGUCUCUGUAUUUAUUAAAACUUGUAUAAAAACUGACAAUUCAAUUAUUAGGAUUAUACAAAUGAUACACUGACAUUAUUAUAGUUAAGUUUGUAUAAUGUAACACUAACUGUAUUCCAAUAUUGAAGAUAACAAUUUUGUAGCAAAAAAAAACAAAUCAGUAUUAAUUCAA